GAUACAAUGUUUCUUUGACAGUGCGGUACCUUCCAGAGGGGAACUACAUGUCUACUCUAGAUGACGAGGAGACAGAGAGAAUUAUUGCCAUCACCAGUACCACUCUCCCGUCAAACAGAACCACGAUAGUUACAGCAGGAGUACAACUGAAGAUCUGGACACUAGAACCACCAAACAGUGAAGGUGAAGGUGGUGAUUUGUUCAGUUCAAAGUUCAUCACACGCCUUGCCGGAGUGGCAGUGGAUUCGGAGGCUGAGUCGGAUACAGAAGUCAGUGACUCGGAACCAGAGGAAGUAGGUGGGCCUCCCGUACGGAGAAUGGGCAGCAAGUUGUCAAAGAAACCGGAACAGAGUAGCGGCUGGAUGUCAUGGUGUACUCUCCUGUAAUAUCAAAUAAAACUCUACAUGUCUUC
Molecule: messenger RNA, 412 nt
Organism: Pecten maximus
Lineage: Eukaryota; Metazoa; Mollusca; Bivalvia; Pectinida; Pectinidae
Exons: 2
Coding region: 48-386 (112 amino acids)
Source: RefSeq, a predicted model, not a curated record